AGCUGGGCACUAGGAAUGCUUUGAAACUGAGUAGCUGUGUGAUUUCAGAGGUUAUGUUGCUUCUCUACUACAUUUUAGUUUCGAACUUGUACUAAUGUUUCUCUCCCCUUUCUUACUGGUGGGAAAAGCACAAUUUGGGCUCAACAGAUUCGGCUCAGGUCUAAGUCGCCUGCCGGGGCCACGUCGCCAGGAAACGACGUCUCCCCGACACCUUCCCUCCCAGUCCGGGCUCUCUGCAGGGAUUCACCUCGUCCCUCUCCCAACGACCCCCAGGCACACCUGGGACAGAUGCGAAAUAUGCUGCUUCUCCGGAGCAAAGAUGACCCGGAGGACCGGGGGAAGACCUUCCCACGCGCACGACUCGCGAUCUUCCCAGUGCCCCAGAGCCAGGGACCCCACGUCCGUCUACCCCAGCCCGCGGCACCGAACCUGCUCACAACUGCGACUCGUCAGGUCCCCUUGGACACCGCGGGAAACGGAAAUUCACCGUCGCGCCGACUCCCCUGAGGGGAAAAAAAAAAAGGCAGAAAAAAGAGACUGGUGCCUAGACGACUUUCCGGGGAAAGCUGGAGGAAAGACUCCCCAACAGCUGGGUGCAGGCGCCUGCGCCGCCUGCGCAGUGCGUUGCACCGGGUCCGCGUCCCUCCGGAUUCCGCCCCAAUCCGCCCUCAGAAUCCACGGCCUCAACUCCUGCAGUGGCACUCUGCAGCAGCCUACACCGCCCUCCAGGAGUCCUUCCCCAAGGCCAGGGCAGCGGUGCAGCCUGGAGCGGGUUACUUGAUGCCGUGCAAAAGCCAGAAGGAGACCAUUUGGUCCUGGCAGCCCCGGAGUCACCGUACCCGGGGCGAAUGGACUAUGGCUGAUUGGCAGUCCGCUUCCUCCUCUUUAAAGAUGACAGAUGAGAGAGAUCUCGCCUUCUGGGAGUGCCCCAAAGCCCUCUUUUGGCCGGAAUCGGUGGCUCAUCCCUGUAAUCCCAGCCCUUUGGGAGGCCGAGGCGGGAGGAUGGCUUGAGCUCAGGAGUUCAAGACCAGCCUGGGCAACAUAGGGAGACCCCGUCUCGCGGGAAAAAAAAAAAAAAAAACAAACAAAAAAACAGACGGGUAUGGUGACUCACGCCUGUAAUCCCAGCACUUUGGGAGUCCAAGGCAGGAGGACUGCUUGAGCCCAGAAGUUCAAGACCAGCCUGGUCAACAUAGGGAGGCUAUGUCUCUCUCUCAAAAAAUAAAAAUAAAAUAAAUAAAAGCCGGCGUCGUGGCGGGCGCUUGUGGUCCCUGUGCUCCCAGCUACUCUGGAGGCUGAGGCGGGACGAUCGCUUGAGCCUGGGAGGCGGAGGUUGCAGUGAGCUGAAAUGGAGCCACUGCACUCCAGCCUGGGCAACAGAGCAAGACACUGUCUCAAAGAAAAAUAAAUAAAUAAAAUAAGGCCCUCUUUUUCCAAGAUCAACAGACUCUGAGGGCAGGGACAAACUGACCCAGCCUAAACUGUCUCGCCUUCCCUGCUCCUGGGAAAGGGGCUUUCCCUGAGGGAAUGUAGCAUCUUGACGUUUUCUUCCUGCACAGCUUUGCCUUCCCAAGGAUCCUCGCACUGCCACCUGAGGAGAUGCCUUGGAGCCCAUCUAACACCCAGCCCAGCUACUUGGGACGCCUAGAGCGUACAUUGUCAGAGGAUGCAUCUUCCUUUAGUCUUGGAGGGGUUCCUUUUAAUAUGAUCCCACCGGUGCACUCAAGGCUCGAUUCUACACCAAAAAAUUAGGCCCACUCCUGUCACCGAGACCCCCAAGCUUCAGGUCCUGUCACAGGGACCUUGUUUUCACCCCCAGCAGCCCCCAGGUAUUCACUCUGCAUAGGCUAUAUACUGGGUGCUAGACUAGGGAGGCUACCCACGUGGCGCAUGCUUCCCUUAUCCAUGAAGAGCUUAGGAGGUAACUUCUUCACACUAGGCCUCUUUUUGGAGAUGUCAGUAUUCAGGUAGACAAUCCUUCUAACAUCCUUUUGAUCUCAUGAAGCCCACUCCUGUCCUCUGCCCUACCUCAGCUUCCCUGUCCUUCCAUGAUCAGACCUUAGACCUUGUCAGGUCCAAGGACUGCAAACCCCACAGUAUCCCACUCUGACCACCACCUCCUAGCUAUCCAGGUUACUCCCUGUACUGCCCUGAAACAAAACUCCUGCAACCUUACCAGCACCUCCAAUCCAGAUCUUACUACCUGUUCACUGUUUCUUCCUUCCUUUAUGACUUUUCCCUCUCUAGUGAGCCAGCCUAAACUCCAUGGCCAACCAUUCUCAUUGGUCCCUUGCACACCUCCUCAACUCACCCACCUCCCUGUCACUUCCUAUAUGCUUGGUAAGAUGCGAGCCCUGGAUAAACCAGCUGUCCAUCUAUUCCAUGCCACAACGAUGCAACUAAACAUGGCUGGAGGAAAAUAGGACCAUGUCAGCAGUCCUCACUUUAAUCAUUCUUUGUCCGAUCUACUCAAUCUCCCAUUGUUCCAAAUGAGUAUUUUGCACUUCCUCCUCUCUGUUCAAUCCUUCCUACUGCCUCCCCUUUCCUUGCCUCCUGAAAAAGGAAAAGAAAAAAGACCUUUUGAAAAAAGAAGGGAUAAGUGUCCACAACUCAGUGUGAAGUGUUUAAAAGAGAGCCACACAAGUAUGAAGAAAGCCAGAAGUGAGUAACCUGCAGAAAAGUAGAUAAAGGUUCUGAUCUGGAUCCAGAUGAGAAGUGGAAUGGCAAGUGAAAAUCAGGAAAUAUUUUGAAGAAGAUAAAUAUUCCUGGAUAUCUUUGAACACCUGGUAAAUUGUUAAGUUCUUAUAUAUAAUAAAGCAAGGUUGUAGGUUCCUCUUUUUA
Chlorocebus sabaeus (green monkey) is the source of this 2841-nucleotide messenger RNA. NCBI's taxonomy places the organism in Eukaryota, Metazoa, Chordata, Mammalia, Primates, Cercopithecidae. The record is from RefSeq and is a predicted model, not a curated record.